This is a messenger RNA of Anisakis simplex (herring worm), 528 nucleotides long. Lineage: Eukaryota; Metazoa; Nematoda; Chromadorea; Rhabditida; Anisakidae. The record is from the annotation of a GenBank genome assembly.
AUGAAACUUCAGUGUUUGACGACGAAAACUGAAAAUGCAGUGACAAAUUACAGACUGUACGAAUUUCAAGAGAUUUUCGAUAGCCGUGUACGAAGUAACAGUACUAAAACGCGCAGCACUAAUCAGAACAUCGACAAUAACAAUACAAAUACUCACAAUAACAGUGAUACUGAUAAAGCAGAAUCACCACCCUCAUUAUUACACGUAAAUGGACAACACUAUGCGGCGUUGUCCGAUUCGGAUAUGCUCAGAUUGUCGUUCGAAAGGCAUUUGACGCUUUGUGGUGUUGCGAGUAAUCGUGAAACUCGCUACUAUGAUCUAUCUCCGCAAACAACAGAUGAUGUUAAGUUUGAAACAUUCGAUGCCAAUCUCGAAACAGACUAUGUAUUGCACUGGCUUGAUCGUGACCCAUCUGAACGAAAUGCACGUAGCAGUCUAGGUGAUUAUGGUGAAAGUAGUAUGAAGAAGAAACGAUCCGGAAGUGGAACCGAAAAUUACGGUCGUGACGAAAUUCAUAAAGGUGACUGA